UUUUAUCAGCUGUUCAUGCAAAUUGUUUACUUCGCUUGGAAGCUAUUCCUUCGCUUAAUUAUUACAAUUCUCUUCAUUAUGUUCUUAUCUGUCGUUCUUUGUUGACGCAUUUGGAAACGUAUACAAAAUUCUAACAUUUAGAAAAGUGAACGGACAGAGAAGAGCCGCAAUUGUAUGGGAAAAAGUGUACACGCGUCAAAGGCUCAUCGGCGAACAUAUGUAUUAAGUUUCGGUUAGAAAAGUAAAAUAAAUUUCGUAUUACCAUACGCCGUAUAAAAUUGUUAAAAAGAUACAAAACAUAAGCGCUGAAUUUUUGGUGGACGCAGCAGGUGGGCGUAUGGUACACGCGUGGUGUUAAAAUGGUUUUCUUUUGCGAUUGCUUCAACGGUGGCUAUCAACAGAUUGAUGCGGCCAGACAAGGAUCACGUCUAGGAGUACGACAUCUGCAAUGCUUCCUUGCCUUUUGCGGGCUGGCAAUCGCUUAUGCUUUGCGUGUUAAUCUCUCUGUGGCUAUAGUGGCGAUGACCGAUCGGAAUGGAACAAAUCCUGCAUUUGAAGAAUACGAUUGGGAUGAAAGCGUUAAAUCUUAUCUUCUCAGCAGUUUCUUUUGGGGCUAUGUGGUAACACAAGUGCCUGGUGGUUAUCUCGCUCAUCACUAUGGUGCAAAAUAUACCUUCCUUUUUGGUGUUCUCAUUUGCUCUUGCCUCGCUAUUUUGACACCCGUUUGUGCCAGAAUAGGAGAUUGGCCUUUGGUGCUAGCGCUGCGUGCCACUCAAGGUCUAUCACAGGGCAUGAUCUUCCCAUCGACUCACACAUUCCUCUCAAAGUGGGCACCAGCUGAGGAACGUGCUCGACUUGUUAGCUACUGUUAUUCCGGUUCGCAAUUCGGCACCGUGGUUAUGCUUUUCGUUAGUGGUUACAUAGCCUCUUCAUGGCUUGGCUGGCCUAGUAUAUUUUAUCUGUCCGGUAUCGUGGGCAUUUUAUGGUCAUGCGUUUGGUUUUACUACAGUUCUAGCACACCAAAUGAACAUCCAUCGAUUAGCGUAGCCGAGUUACGUUACAUUGAGUCAUCAGGUCAAACACGUCGUCCUUCGGAUGCUGGGCGCACUUCAGAUGUUCAAACUCAGGCGCACAAAGUGCCGUGGGCUAAAAUGUUCACUUCGCCGCCAUUUCUCACGCUAAUUUUCGUACAUUCUGCAAAUAAUUGGGGGUUUUGGACUUUACUCACCGAAAUACCGACAUACUUGAAAAAUAUACUCGGCGUGGAUAUACGCAAUAAUGGACCUCUCUCCGCGCUGCCAUACCUUGCGAUGUGCCUGCUCUCAUAUGGUUUCAUCUUCUUGGCAGACGUACUAAAUGCACGCAAUCCAAUGCGUUUGUGGGUGUCACGCAAGCUUUUCAACACCAUCGGUCAGUGGGUGCCUAUGGUGGCAUUGAUUGGCUUGGGUUACAUCAAUGCGGGUGGUAGUGUUAAAUUGGCUAUAGCUUUGUUGACCAUAGCUGUGGGAGCUAAUGCGGCCACCUAUCUCGGCUCGCAAGUGAAUCAUAUUGAUUUGGCGCCAAAUUUUGCCGGUACAAUGAUGGGUAUUACGAACUGUGUGGCAAAUGUAAUAAGCAUAAUUGCACCGCUCACAGUUGGAUUGAUUGUCACAGAUGAGAGAAACCCAGCACAAUGGCGUAUUGUGUUUUAUGUGAGCGCAUUCUUUUACUUUGUUGGUAAUCUGUUCUUCCUUAUCUUUGGACGUACGAGCCCGCAGAAGUGGAAUUUUCCAGAAACACGCACAACUGGUACUGAAAGCGGAGGCAGUAUAACCAGUGAAGCACAGGAUUUAAGUGAUGACGAGAAUGCACCGCUUAAUCGCAGUGCUGCGCCGUAAAUGCAUGGAGGCAUUAAAUUAUAAAACGAAUAUUCUUAGUUAGCACAAAUUUGCAUGUUUAUUUCUGGCUAAACAUUUUAAAUCGUUGUGAUAAGGAAUAGCUUCUCUUUUUGGGUACUUUAACAUACAUAUGUAUGUAGUAUUAUAUUUGAAAUUAGAAUUAAAGAGACGCACAUGACAUUUGCGAUAAGAAACUUUUUUUUUAAUAAAUUAGUAUUUAUAAGAUUUACUUCUUAAGCAUUUUCGGGAUCGAAACUUCUUUCAUUUACUCCUGGCUCGAAAUUCUAUUAUCCAUAACCAAAAGUUUAAGCCGUUACAUACUUUAAACAAGUACAUACGUACAUAUAUAAUAAGCGAUUGAAAUUUGGAAAUUCAAUCAUCUUCGGUUAAUGAAAAUAUUGGAGUAAAUAACUUAUAAAAUAAAAUAUGAUAUCCAUGUUUAUCUUGUAUCUUCGUAAAGUGUAACAGUAAUUUAUUUUAAAUAUUCAUAUUAGAGUCAUGACCCAGAAAAUUGAGUACACUUUUCUUCAAAUAUAUAUUUUUUGUGCAUUUAUCUAAAUUGCUGAUCUAACUAUGUAUGUAUGUAUGUAUAUAUUGCUAUACAUAUUUAAAUUAAUUCA
Molecule: messenger RNA, 2497 nt
Organism: Rhagoletis zephyria (snowberry fruit fly)
Lineage: Eukaryota; Metazoa; Arthropoda; Insecta; Diptera; Tephritidae
Product: putative inorganic phosphate cotransporter
Biological process (GO): monoatomic anion transport; transmembrane transport
Cellular component (GO): membrane
Molecular function (GO): transmembrane transporter activity
Source: RefSeq, a predicted model, not a curated record